Messenger RNA from Lactuca sativa (garden lettuce), 1968 nucleotides. RefSeq names its product transcription factor PIF7. The record is from RefSeq and is a predicted model, not a curated record. Gene Ontology annotation, cellular component: nucleus. Gene Ontology annotation, molecular function: protein dimerization activity. NCBI's taxonomy places the organism in Eukaryota, Viridiplantae, Streptophyta, Magnoliopsida, Asterales, Asteraceae.
AUUUUUCUCUUAUAGGUAAAACCUUUUUCCAGAGUUGCUUUGGUGACUUGUACCUUCUGAAUUGAAGGUUAUACAUUGCUCUUCUGGAAAAAGGUCCGACCUUUGUUUAUCCUAUUCUAUAAACAACAUUUCUUGCAAGUGACACUUGUGUACACAACCUUCUUGCUUCUCCCCUUCCAUUUGCACAGAAAUAUAUGGCAUUUUCCAGGCUUAGCGACUACGGAGUUGCAGAAAUAACAUGGGAAAAUGGUCAGCCAGCCAUGCAUGGGCUUGGAAGAGCCAGUGAAACACUAGAAUCCAUUGUCCAUCAAGCUACAACAUGCUACAAUCAAACUCAAACUCAAGAAAUUUACCUACAACAAAGUCAAAAUCUGCCAGGAACUCGUAAUAUAAGCUCAAAUCUUGCAUCUUCAAGUAGAAAAUGGAGCGAUAACGCAGGCCCAAGUUACCUCAAGAAACGGCCAAGAUCAUCUGUGAUGGUCGAUGAUCAAGGUGUAAGAAAUUUGGGUGCUACAAGUUUGCAAGAAGAUAACAUUAGCAACAGUGGGACAAUCAAUUCUAAAGAUAAUGACACUACAAUGAUGACAUGGCCAUCAUCCGAUUCGCCUAAUCAAAGCUUGAAGAGUAAAAACACGGAUGAUGAUUCUGCAUAUCAAUAUGGAUCGGAAAAUCAAGAAGAAGAAUGCAGGACUGAGGGUGAAACAAUUCGUUCUCAAUCAAGUCGGCGAAGCAGAGCCGCUGCUAUUCAUAACCAGUCUGAACGACGACGAAGAGAAAGAAUCAAUCAGAAGAUGAAAGCCCUACAGAAGUUAGUCCCUAACGCUAAUAAGACGGAUAAAGCAUCAAUGUUGGAUGAAGUGAUUGACUACUUAAAGAAGCUACAAGCACAAGUACAGUUUAUGAAGAACAUGCCAAUACCACAUCCACAAGUGACGAUACCAGUCCACCUACAAUUACAACAGCAACAACAACAACAACAACAGCAGCAGCUUCAGAUGUCAAUGCUAGCUCGAAUGGGAAUGGGAUUCGGCCUUCAGAUGGGAAUCCCUGGAGUCAUCCCUCCGCCAGCUCAUCAUCCUUUCAUGGUCCCACAAACCAUGAUGAACCCCGCCACGUCACAGCCAAUCCACAGCCGACCUUCGAGCAACACAACAGUUCCAUUCAAUGAUCCACAUACCGCGUUUCUAGCACAACAUAUGAACAUGGAUAUGUAUGCUAACAUGGCAGCGAUCUACCGUCAACAGAUAGGAAAGUCAAUGGGGACGAGCUCAUCUCAGUCAGACCAAGUCCUAGGCGAGUGAUGAUAGUUAUUAGUUAUUAAUGAAUCUAUAAUAUAAUAUUUUCAAUUAAGUAUGCAAUAUUACUGAGUUGAUCAUGUAAGCGUUUUGUGGUGUAUUUAUUCCUAGUAUAACUGUAUAAGUUAGUUUGGUUUCGUAUGAUUUUAUUAUUUAAGUACAAAAUAACAAAAAAUAUGUACAAAACGAUUGGUCGUGAAGCAAAGGUGUGACUUUUCGUACGCGUAGUACAACCCACAAAAAAGGCUGACAAACAUUGGUGACAAGAUGCAAAAGUAAUUAACUGAGGAGUAAAUUAUGCCUUGUGCUACAUGAUAUCUACUUAUCAAGCAAGAUUCAGGCGAAAGAUAUAAUAGUAGUUAAGUUUGACCAGAAGUGGGGUCAUCCCAUGGAUUGAAGUGAAUUUAGGCCACAGGCUUCCAUGGUCCCAUAAGAACGGAUGAGUGGAUUAUCCCCAAAAGAUUUGAUAUUGGAUUUCAGAAGAAGGAGCACCUCUAGAAAGAUCUUCGAAAUGAAAUGAAAUUAAUAAUGGAGAACCCUAAUAGGAUAAUGAGAAUAGACAGAACCACGAAACCGCGAUGUAAGGGGAUGUAUGUUCACAAUUGGUGUAAUUAUGACAAUAUUUAUUAUUAUAUUUAAUCUGAAUGGGAAAAGUCUCAACUAUUUAAACAAA